AGGACUCAUUGUAAAAGAGGGAUGAGAGUGUGCGCGCAGGCUGCGAGUGUGUCCAAGUGUGUGUGAGCGUGUGGACACCCCCUCCUCCUUAACUAGCUGGUCAGCAGUGGAGGGAUUAGGAAAGCCGGACCCGCUCACUCACUCAUUCACUCAGUCACUACUAAGUAACAGAUAGGGUUGCAGUAAUCGUGAAUCAUGCUCGUCGUCAUUACUACCGGCUGGGAGUGGAGCCGAAAUUGUGCAAGAUACGGAUAACUGCAUAGAAAAGGUCCGAGUGAGUAAGAGGAGUCACGUUUCCAGGUUUCUUCCCUUUGCCGUGAAAAUGUUUCAUCAGGGACUCCUCUGCCGCCGCCGCCGCUUGCGCUCGGACCCGUCGCAUUAUGUUACUUCCCUCACAUGUGCUUUAUGUUGAAGAAGAAGAAGAAGAAGUGAUCUGGAUAAACCUGCGAGGAUCCUGCCAGGGCGACUGAGCAAAGCGAAGAGCGUGCGGAUAUUUCCCCUUUUUAUCGCCGUGCAGAGUUUUUUUUUGUUUUGUUUUUUUCUCAAGUGGACUAAGAGGGGAAAAAGUUGGGGUUUCUGGUCAAAAGAGGAAUCAUGGGGAACGCAGGGAGCAUGGACCACCACACUGAUCUCAGGGGACACAACAUGCCCCUGAAACUCCCCAUGCCAGACGCAGGUGAACUGGAGGAGAGAUUUGCAAUCGUUUUGAACUCAAUGAAUCUUCCUCCAGACAAAGCGCGGCUCUUGCGACAGUAUGACAAUGAGAAGAAGUGGGAACUGAUCUGUGAUCAGGAGCGAUUCCAAGUGAAAAACCCGCCUCACACGUACCUCCAAAAGCUGAGGAGUUAUCUAGAUCCAGCGGUCACAAGAAAGAAAUUCAGACGACGAGUACAGGAGUCCACCCAGGUCCUGAGAGAACUGGAAAUUUCGUUACGGACCAAUCAUAUAGGGUGGGUACGAGAAUUCCUAAAUGAAGAGAACAAAGGCCUGGAUGUGCUGGUGGACUAUCUUUCUUUCGCACAGUAUGCUGUCACUUUCGAUGGCGAGUGCCUGGAGAACAACCCAGAGGCUGCGAUGGAUAAGUCUAAGCCCUGGAGCCGCUCUAUAGAAGACCUCCAUGGAGGAAGCACCCUACCAUCUCCCAUCACUGGGAACAGUAUCACCCGAGUCGGGCGACAUUCCACGUUACGUUUCAACACAUUGCCCAGCCGGAGAACGCUGAAAAACUCCAGACUGGUCUGCAAAAAAGAUGAUGUCCACGUCUGCAUCAUGUGCCUGCGUGCUAUCAUGAACUACCAGUAUGGCUUCAACAUGGUCAUGUCACACCCUCAUGCUGUGAAUGAAAUUGCACUAAGCCUCAACAACAAAAACCCGAGAACCAAAGCUCUGGUCUUGGAGCUCCUGGCGGCGGUUUGCCUCGUGAGAGGAGGCCACGAAAUUAUUCUCUCUGCGUUCGACAACUUUAAGGAGGUGUGUACAGAGGAGCAGCGAUUCGAGAAGCUAAUGGAGUACUUCAAGAAUGAGGACAACAACAUUGACUUCAUGGUGGCGUGCAUGCAGUUCAUCAACAUCGUCGUGCACUCAGUGGAGGACAUGAACUUCAGGGUUCAUCUACAGUACGACUUCACCAAGCUGUGUUUGGACGACUACUUAGAUAAACUAAAGCACACAGAGAGUGAUAAGCUGCAGGUCCAGAUCCAGGCUUACUUGGAUAAUGUGUUUGAUGUGGGAGCGCUGCUGGAGGAUGCGGAGACCAAAAAUGCUGCCCUGGAGCGGGUGGAGGAGCUGGAGGAGAACAUAUCACAUAUGACAGAGAAGCUGCAGGACAUGGAGAAUGAGGCCAUGGCCAAAAUUGUAGAGCUGGAGAAGCAGCUGAUGCAAAGGAACAAGGAGCUGGAAUCCAUCAGGGAAGUCUAUAAAGAUGCCAGCUCGCAGGUGCACUCGCUGCGACAGAUGCUGAAGGAGAAGGACGAGGCCAUCCAGCGACAAAGUAAACUCGAGAAGAAGAUCCACGAGCUGGAGAAGCAGGGCACCAUCAAGAUCCACAAGAAAGGAGACGGAGACAUCUCAAUCCUAACGUCGCCGCCCUCCGCUACGGAGAGCUCGCCGGGCGCCGUGUUCGGCGGAAACGGUGUAGCCGUCAGUCCAAACCAUGUUGCACUUACGGCGGGCACACCUGUUCCACCUCCACCGCCUCCUCCGCCCCCGCCGCUUCCGAUGAACGGCACACUGUCAAACGGACCAACGUCAACAAUUCCAGCAGCAGCUCCCCCGCCUCCGCCACCACCCCCUCCGCCUCCCCCGCCACCCCCAGGAAUGCCUACAGAGACGUCAGCCCCUCUCCCUCCUCCGCCUCCUCCAGUGGCCCCCCCACUGCCCGGCUGUGGGACUCCCACCGUUAUCAUGAACUCUGGGUUAGCAGAGGGACCCAUCAAACUCUUCUCUGUUAAGAUCAAGAAACCCAUAAAGACCAAGUUCCGUAUGCCCGUCUUCAACUGGGUGGCCCUGAAACCAAACCAGAUCAACGGGACUGUUUUCAAUGAGAUUGAUGAUGAGAGGAUACUGGAGGACCUGAAUGUUGAUGAGUUCGAGGAGAUGUUUAAGACGAAAGCCCAGGGCCCGCCCAUCGACCUCACUGCAAGCAAGCAGAAGGUCAUCCAGAAGGGACCCAACAAGGUGACUUUGCUGGACUCCAACAGGGCAAAGAACCUGGCCAUCACGCUGAGGAAAGUGGGCAAGACACCCGAGGAGAUCUGCAAAGCCAUUCAACUGUUUGAUUUACGGACUCUGCCGGUGGACUUCGUGGAGUGUCUAAUGCGCUUCCAGCCCACGGAGAACGAGAUUAAAGUCCUGCGACAGUUCGAGAAGGAGCGCAAGCCUCUCGAAAGCUUGACGGAUGAGGACCGCUUCAUGAUGCAGUUCAGUAAGAUCGAGAGGCUCAUGCAGAAGAUGACCAUCAUGGCCUUCAUCGGCAACUUCGCCGAAAGCGUGCAGAUGCUUACACCGCAACUGCAUGCAGUCAUUGCAGCAUCUGUGUCCAUCAAGUCAUCACAGAAACUGAAGAAGAUUUUAGAGAUUAUCUUAGCUCUUGGAAACUACAUGAACAGCAGCAAAAGAGGAGCGGUGUAUGGAUUCAAGCUGCAGAGUUUAGACUUGCUACUUGAUACCAAGUCUACAGACCGGAAACAAACAUUAUUACACUACAUAGCCAAUGUGGUUAGAGAGAAAUACACACAAGUUUCCCUUUUCUACAAUGAGAUGCACUAUGUGGAGAAAGCUGCAGCAGUGUCGCUGGAGAACGUCCUGCUGGAUGUUAAGGAGCUGCAGAGAGGCAUGGAGCUGACCAAAAGAGAAUACAGCAUGCAUGGCCACAACACCAUGCUCAAAGAGUUCAUUGCACACAAUGAGAGCAAGCUAAAGAAGCUGCAGGAUGAUGCCAAGAUCGCACAGGAUGCUUUUGAUGAGGUGGUGAAAUUCUUCGGCGAGAAUGCCAAAACCACACCGCCAUCAGUCUUCUUCCCUGUGUUUGUGCGAUUUGUUAAGGCCUACAGGCAAGCGGAGGAGGACAAUGAGCAAAGGAAAAGACAGGAGCAGAUUAUGCUGGAAAAACUUAUGGAGCAAGAAGCCAUGAUGGAGGAAGACCAGAAGUCUCCAUCCCAUAAGAGCAAGAGGCAGCAGCAGGAGUUGAUCCAGGAGCUCAGAAGGAAACAGGUGAAAGACAGUCGCCACGUCUACGAAGGCAAAGACGGAGCGAUCGAGGACAUCAUUACGGAUUUGAGGAAUCAGCCUUACAGGAGAGCGGACGCCGUACGGAGGAGUGUCAGGAGACGCUUUGAUGAUCAGAACCUGCGGCCGGUCAACAAUGGCGACGUAGUCAUGUGACGAGGGAAUAGUGCAUGUGCUAGGGCUGGGGAUGGGGGGAAGGGAGAAAGGUAUUGGGGGGGUAGAGAGAGAGAGAGAACGAGAGUAAGGAGUGACAAAAAGAUCGAAGCAGAGUGAAGGAUGACGCGUGAAAGUCAGGUGUUUGUAGCAACAUGUGAGAUGAUUAUGUAUAUAUAUUACAUAAGAAUACUCAAUAUUCCACAUUUGUGCUAUAGUAUUAGCAGCAUUUCACUAUGAAGGACUGGGACACGUAUGGGACUGAAUUUAAAGUGUCUGAAAGGUUGAUUUAAAAACCUUUGACGAGCCAAGUGCCUGAAUUUUAUUGUUGUUGUUUUUUUUGUGGUUUCACGUCACGUUGCCGUGUUUGCCUAAUGACUGUUCUUAAUAAUCCCACUCUGAGCAAUACAACGUGACCUGGCUUUAAUUUUUCAGAUGUGUAAAACUGGACAUGCGGUGGCCUUAAGAGCCACGUGAAAUGGCGUUACGUGGGGAAAGAUGUAGAAUGUACAGGACGGGUUCUCUUUUUAGCUGUUACAAAUAUUAUUGUUACGGCCUUUUAGUCCGCUCCUCUAACAACAUGAACAUGCUCAACCUGCACUUUUUAAAAAUUUUUUUACAUCUCAUGAGGGUUUCUCAAAUUAUUAAAGGGCUGUUAAUGUGGUAUGAACUCUAUAUUUGUACUAAAGCAACUAUAAAGGUAAAUAAAGACCAGUUUAAUGUGAAUUCUGUUUAUAGCAGGUAUCUCCAUACUGAUUCUUCUGUCAUGUCUUAUUACGAGUGAUCAGUAAGGGCUGAAUUUGUAGCUUCUAAUCCAUUAAAAAACAACUUAUUUUCAAGUUGUGCAUAUCUGUAGCUGCACAGCUGGUUUUGUGGAAGGAAUUAUGCAGAGCAAGAAAACCGAAUACCUUUUCUGUUGGGGGUAGAAACUGCACGCAAGAUGCGAAACUUUACUGGAUGAUCUUAUUGUCAGAACUGGACAUAACUAAACGUCGUGCUUCUGCGAGCGUUUUACAGGUUAACAACAUUCCAGGUCACCGAGUCUACUCGCUUUACUGUAAUUUUAAUGUAUAGUAUUUAACCACUUAAAAGAUUCAUUUAAGCUUAUGUCGUCAUCUAAUGUGUGUUUUAAAACGGGGCAAAACAAAAGUAUACAACAUAAAAAGUUUCCUAAAUGUACAGAUAUUUUGCUACAAACUGUUUUUUUUUACCUAAUUCACAUCACCAGAUGGUUAAUAUUGUACAUAUUGUUUAAACAGAAGUUUUCCCUGCCUUGUGCUAUACAGCUUGAAUGUUAUUUUAACUUAGUUUUUCCCCCCAUUUUUGUAUAUUUAAUUAAGCCAAAUUCAGCCAGAAAUCUACAGUAGUGUGUUUGAUCAUCUUUUACUGUUAUGCAGACGGCAGUGGGGUCACGCACUUUACCUGUUAGGGUGUCAGAGGUGCAUAAAAACAAAGAAAGUCUGGAAAAGGUUCUGAUGUGCAGAUGUUUAUACACGCCAACUUAAUGGCUACACUAACAAUCAAAAGUAGUUCUGUUCAUUGUCUCCACUGAAGCAUGUGACGCCAUCGGCUCCUUUUCUUUGCACUUCACUGUCUGUGGCAGCGUAACUUCUCGAACUGGAUAUUACCAGCAUGCUUUUCUCUUGGACGUUCACCAGAAAUGUAUUUUAGGCAGUUUGUGCUUAUAACAAAGUAACAAUUUUUAAAUUAGGUGAUGAGAUUUUCAAUAUGUUCAAAUAAACUAUUUACAUUAAAUAUAAAGUUCUUUACUCUC
Molecule: messenger RNA, 5653 nt
Organism: Maylandia zebra (zebra mbuna)
Lineage: Eukaryota; Metazoa; Chordata; Actinopteri; Cichliformes; Cichlidae
Gene: fmnl2a
Product: formin-like 2a
Biological process (GO): cortical actin cytoskeleton organization; regulation of cell shape; cell migration
Cellular component (GO): cytosol
Molecular function (GO): actin filament binding; small GTPase binding
Source: RefSeq, a predicted model, not a curated record